CUGGCGAGGUCCGCCGGCGCGCAGUGGAACAACCACCGCAACAUCUCGGAGCUGCUGGACAACCUGCUCAGCGGGUACGAUAACAGCGUUCGGCCAGACUUCGGCGGUCCCCCGGCUAUCGUGGAAGUAGACAUCAUGGUGCGCAGUAUGGGACCGAUAUCCGAAGUAGACAUGACGUAUUCGAUGGACUGCUACUUCCGGCAGUCGUGGGUGGACCGGCGGCUGGCGUUCACCGGGGGCUCCAAGGAGACGCUGGCGCUGAGCAUCUCGAUGCUGGCGCGCAUCUGGAAGCCGGACACGUACUUCUACAACGGCAAGCAGUCCUACCUGCACACCAUCACCACGCCCAACAAGUUCGUGCGGCUCUACCGGGACGGACGCGUCCUCUACUCCUCCAGGUUGACCAUCAAGGCCGGCUGCCCCAUGAACCUGGAGGACUUCCCCAUGGACACGCAGCGCUGCCCGCUCAAGUUCGGAAGCUUCGGCUACACGACGACGGACGUGGUGUACCGCUGGAACCGGCAGCGCACCGUGGCCAUCGCGGAGGACAUGAAGCUGUCGCAGUUCGACCUGAUCGCCACGCCGUCCGCCAACCAGACGGACGUCCUCAAGUCCGGCGAGUACUCGAUGCUGCUGGUGAGCUUCCACCUGCAGCGGCACAUGGGCAACUUCCUGAUCCAGGUGUACGGCCCCUGCGUGCUGCUGGUCGUCCUCUCGUGGGUCUCCUUCUGGCUCAACCGCGAGGCCACCGCCGACCGCGUCUCUCUCGGAAUAACGACGGUACUGACGAUGACCUUCCUGGGCCUCGAAGCAAGGACCGACCUUCCAAAGGUGCCCUAUCCCACCGCCCUUGACUUCUUCGUGUUCCUCUCAUUCGCUUUUAUUUUUGCAACCAUCAUACAGUUCGCCGUGGUGCACUACUUCACCAAGUACGGCUCCGGGGAGUGCUACUUCAGCUCAGACCUCAGCUCCGUCUCCAGCUCCGACGAGGAGGACGAGGACACGUGGUCGGCGCGGCGCAGGCGCACCAUCGAGCUGCCGCACACCAUAAAUGCAGAACUGUACUGCACCUCUAUUCUGGAGCCUUUCCUAGGCAAAAUGACUGAGGACGAGAUUGAGAAUGCCUGGUUCCAGCAGGAUGGGGCGACUGCACGCAACGCUCACAUGGAGAUGAACUUUUUCAAGGACAUCUUCGACAUUCGCCCGCCCAUAACGCGCGCCGCCCCCCAGGGGCGAGUCCGGGGCCGACGGCAGCGCUGCCCCUGGCGAGGCCUGCGGGGUUUUUCCAGCGCCGUCCUUCCUAAUGGCCACGCGGGACGCCGGGGGCGCAAGUUUUUGCGUCCCAACUCCGCCCACACACUGCCUCCUCCAUUGGUCCCACCUCCACCGCAGCUGAAGGGGCCUUCUGACUUGAAUGGACGACAGCAGCAGUGCGGCUGUAAGGCUCGCCUGCUGCCUCUCCCAGAGUCAGUGGUGGGCGGUGAUCGCGGAGGCCUGGUUCCGCAGGGUGAGCCUGGCUCGGUGGCGCCGGGGGGCCGCAAGGCGAGCUCCGGCAGCGUGGGCGGCGUGGGCGGCCGGGGCGGCUCGUUCCUGAGGAGGCUGCAGGCGGCCGCCACGCCGCAGCCCUCCUCGUCGUCGUCCGCCGACUCGGCCAGGUUCGUCGAGGUCAUCCCGCUGUCCGAGCUGCGCGUGCUGCCCGCCUCGGCGAGACGCCGACCCAGCGCCUGGUCAGUACCGCCGCCCGCAGCUGCGCUCUCGCACGCUACCUACUACCUGUCCGUGUCGUGCCUGAGCCGCCCCCCGGAGGCGUCCCCGCAGCCCCCGCUGGCGGCCGGCGGCGCGGCGCGCGGCGACGACCACCAGCUGCAGCAGCCGCAGCUGCAGAUGCAGCACCAGCAGCUGCAGCUGCAGCAGCCGCACGCGUGCCGCUCGGCGCCCAGGAAGAAGCGGCGCACGCCGCGCUUCAACUCCGUCUCCAAGAUCGACCGCGCGUCGCGCAUCGUCUUCCCGCUGUGCUUCCUCGCCAUCAACAUGUUCUACUGGUACUCCUACCUGUGGCGCAGCCGCCGCCUCUACCAUGUGCGCGCCAGCGGCGACGCGGCCGCGUCGUAGCGCCGGUGGCAGGAGGAAGCCGCUGGCCGCCGCAGCGAGCUGUUCCAGGGAUGCACGGAAGCUCGCCGCCCGACACUAUCUCACCCUUUUCCUCAGAUAACUGAACAGUUUCUCAGCAGACACGUGCUGUCCAGAACUUUGCGAAUCGCAGAAGUGGUGCUGGGAGUGUACUGGACAGGCAAAACUUGGGAAGAACCUUCGCAACCAACUACGUAACUGUAAACUUAAAAACGUGUAAGCUGUUCGUGUCUGAAUGUAACCGAACGGUUUGAUACGCGCUUAUGAACCUCGGGCACUUGCGUCUAGUUUCGUUGCGGGGCAUAUUUGGCAACGGGCGAGCCUAGUAACUAACUAUAAUGGGCAGUCAAAUGGAAAUGACAUAUAUGAGAAAAAAAAGUAACUAAAGUUUUUAUUAUUUCAAGAGCAGUCGCCUUAUUUCAUUGUUAGACAAGAUGGUCAAUGCCCUUAUGGGAAAAUGCUUACGGCUGCCUACGGACCCAUGAUUGCACCCAUAAGUACACCUCUUCGUCCGAAGUAAAUCGACGGCCACGAUUCUUCAGGGAGCUUUCCUCAGGGCUCCAGAAACAUAUACAACGCAUGGGAAGAGAUCGGGACUGAAUAUAGUACGUGCAACUGCUUCCCAGCGAAACUUUUCUAAUCUUUGAGGUCUGUUCAAACAAUUCCGGAACUUUUCUACGCUUACCUUUUACUUAGUGUGCAUGGUCUCCUACGAAAUACUCUGCUCAACAGCUGAUACACCGCUUCCAACCCCUUUUCCACUUCCGUAAGUAGUCUUCGUACACCUCUAGCUGCAUCGUGCUAAGCGCCGUCUGUGAAUUAUCUUUUAUCUCGUCUGUCGCUGCAAAUCUUCGUUCUUUCAUCGGAUUUUUCAUCUUUUGAAAUAAAACAGAAGUCCGCAGUGGUCACAUAAUCUCUUAAGAAACAUUUCAUUCUCACUGUCGCGGUACAAAAGCACUUCACAGACUGCGAGGCGAAUGUGUUUUUCGGCUCAUGAGCCGCGGGACGAAUUUUUCGUCAAAACAAUGCAUUCCAAGAUGCUG
Molecule: messenger RNA, 3173 nt
Organism: Schistocerca nitens (vagrant locust)
Lineage: Eukaryota; Metazoa; Arthropoda; Insecta; Orthoptera; Acrididae
Product: gamma-aminobutyric acid receptor alpha-like
Exons: 13
Coding region: 136-2112 (658 amino acids)
Biological process (GO): signal transduction; chemical synaptic transmission; regulation of membrane potential
Cellular component (GO): synapse; neuron projection; membrane
Molecular function (GO): transmembrane signaling receptor activity; extracellular ligand-gated monoatomic ion channel activity; neurotransmitter receptor activity
Source: RefSeq, a predicted model, not a curated record